AGCCUUUGUCUUAUUUGCUCAGUUUGUCUUAUCUCGAUCGUGCCCUUCCUCUUCGGUGGUGGAAUGCCCGCCGUUGCGAAUUUUCAUAUCGAGUCAUCGCAUGCUUCCGUGACAAAGACAGACAACAGAACAUUGGCUGUUCUUGGGGCCCUCGCUUUCACCAUCGGUGCUGUCAUAGCUGGUGGGGUUGUUGCAGUUGCAAAAGGGUCGGCUGAAAUUGGUGAGUACUUCUGUCGACCAGGCCAAGGCCAGGUCGGACAGAAUUAUUGGGCCAGCGAUGCGAGCACACUAGAUGCGUGCAAGUCGAAAUGCUCAGCGGAUGAAAAGUGCAUGGGUCUUGAUUUCCCAACGCAUGUCCAGCCGAGCCAGUGUCGCUUGUAUGGGGCCAAUACCCCCCGCUUCGACAAAGGCGUUUCGCAGAGUUACCAGUAUUGCGUGAGACUUGCGUUUGAGUCUGAAAUCAAGAGCUCUUUUCUCCCUGGUGAGUCUGGAUCGCUUUCGCUUCGCGGGGAGCACGGCUGGAACGCGUACAAGGGUUGGGCGUUAGCUGGAUUGCGCCGCUCGUCAGUUGGGCUGGUCAGCCGUGUCGUUUUGCCGCGUUGUUGGCUUCCCGAGAAUUGUAUGGGCCUUUUGGGGGAUAGUUGGGUUUCGCACCGCGUUGUUUUCCAAACUGUAGCUCGAAAACAGCCUGACGUUCCCGACGUGCGGCCCGGGGUUCUCUCGCUGCUCCUGAACCCUCUGGCGCCACCAGGCCCACCCCGCAGAGCCGUUUGGAUAUUGAGGUCCCCAGGGGAUGAGGUUUGAGAGGCAGACGUCACCCACGCCGGUACCCAAGUGGUCGAUGAAUUUGUUCCGACAAAGGAGUGGCUGUCGAAAUCAUUGGGGGGAGUUCCUGUCAGCCAUCUGAGUGUGAAGAAGUUCGGAGGCGAGGGGAACAGGGGCGUAAGUGGUGCUUCUUUCUUCAAGUGCACCGCAAGCUUUGAUGGCCCUGUAGUGAAUCCCACCUACGGGCUUCCGACCGAAUACUUCCUCAAGAUCCGGAACGCAAAUCAGGACGCCAACGAGUUUGCAAUCGAGAGUACAGUGGACAAGCUCGCUGAGAAUCUUCCACACCCGCCGCCGUUGGCACACAUGUUUUCGAUUGGCCAGAACCACAUGCUCAUGGAGGAUGCUGGAACUCCAUUAGACGGCAACUACACAUUCAAUGAAGCAGAGAUGACUCAGGUGCUUGACUCAUACGCUGACCUCCAUGGUGCUUUUUGGAACAUCCCUAAGGUGGAACUUUUGAGGUCGGCAGAGUGGUGGGGAGCAGUCUUUACGGGCUCUUUUCUGGGCAAAGAGGAAAUGGAUCGUUGGCUCGAUUGGCGGAUGACGCCAGAGCCUUACUUGUCGUUGAUUCGACGUGCUCGCGAUGAGCUUGGUUUUGAACGGAUUUUCGAAUUUAUGAACAGACAUGGUGUGACGCUUGCGCAGGGCGACGCCCACAAUGGGCAGUUGUUGCGCCUGAGCGAACUCGCAUCGUCGACACAUGGAGGCAGGAAGUUCGGGAUUAUAGAUUUUGGUACAGCAGUCCGAGCGAACCCCGCUGUGGACGUUGGUAGCAUACUGAGGUCCUUGAACGCCGAUAAAAGACACGAGGAGUUCGACUUUGUGAGGUAUUAUCUGAAAUCAUUGAGGUUACGCCUCGGGGAACACGCCACCACGCUCAAGAUGACCGAUGAGGAUUUUUUCCAUGACUACAAGCUCGGUAAACUGUUUCGUAUUCUCUUCGAGGGCACGUUCCAAUGGAUGUCCCUUCCGGACGAAAUUAAGAACAACGCCAAUUAUCCGAAGGGCUUCUCCCCAAGACGCCAGCCCCUCCCCAGCAUCAUGUGCGUGGCUUGGUUGGUUGGAUGGUUGGCUUGCCGUCAGACUUGUGCAGGUUGGCAAUUCGUCUGUUUUGCUGGUUGGUUGACCGGGUGCAUGGUUGGAUGGCUGGCUGGUUUCUUGGCGGGUUUGCUGAGUGGGGACGGAAAUCAAAGGAGGGAACGACGUCGAAGAUGCGCGCUUACGAGGGAUUGUUGCUGAGCGAGCGCAGACCCAUGGCAUUUUUCAAGGGAUCGGACCCAUCGUGUUUUUUUACAUGGGAUCGUUACCCCGUGGCGCUGAUCCAUAGUUUCGACGGAUUUGAAAGACAAGACGCAUCUUUUGCAGGAUUACUUCAGGGAGAUCAGCUCGUUUGACCAGGAAGAAUUCCUCUGGCUGCAGAACCAGCUGGCCAAGGCACCACCAGUGCGCAGCGUCAGCUCUGGGACUGGCCCCUCUCAGUUCUUCGCCGACGCCAUGGCCUCCCGGGAAGGCUGGCGGCUGAGGUAUUUUUUGGAAGUGCCAGCUGGUAUUAUCGUGUAGCUACCUUGGCACGCCUGGAGAGCAUGCGUUUGCAAAUCUGUGUGCAGGCAUGCACGCGUGAGAGAGAGCGCCUGCGUGCGUCUGCGCGCGCUUUUCCUUGAGCGCCGCAGAGAGCAGCCUGCAUGAAGACUUGUCAUGAUUAUCAUUGCCACUACCAUCGCCAUAACCAUUUUGUUCAUAUUUUGGGAAUGGCCACAGAAGCAAGAGAGCAUGAGAAAUAUCAUUCGGGGGGUCUGUUAGGUGGAGACGCCAGAAAAUGCUGGCGAUGGGCUUGUGGGGCAGCUGUGUGCCAGAGGACGCGAACAUCACAUAGUCUCUAAACUAGGGAUCAUGACGCUUGAGGCUGCCGUUGGGUCAGUGUGGUGUGGCAUACGAUCCCCCCAGUCAAAUCGCUGUCGAGAUUAUUCUGGCACCGAGCCGUGGAUGCUCUUGAAAUACAUGGACACUUAAUUCACUGGGCACCAUGGAAGCAGUCCCACGCAUUCUCCACCUAUGUUUUUGCAUUCCUGGUCUAGGCUAUUCUACCAUAAACCGCUCGCUGGAACUAGUCAGUACCGUUCUCAUGGCCCACAUGCGCUUCAUCCUUUGUUCGCUACCAUUGGUCCGCUGAUGUAUUCAAAAAGGCCCAGUUCGCUCCGACGUGGACCGGGAACUAUUUCCAGGAAUCCGUCCAGCGCGCCUAAGGGAGGUACGGUGGGAGAUCCUUCAGAAGGGGUUGUCCACCGCACCCAUCGUGUAUAUAGGUACGUUUCUCUUAUACAACAUAUUACUUAGAAGUCAUUUGCCAGGGUUGCUGUUGUGGCUUGCUGUUAUGAAUGGCUUUCAAUGAUAAGCCCUGAGUUCCUGGACACGAGGUGACUCGGAGGUAAGGUGUACGUUUACUGUGGGGAUCCAUCGUGGCCAAAGCCACACAGCGAGCUCCCAGUUAUCGGCUCCCAGACUGCGAUUUAUUCCUGCUGGAGGCUCACGCCGAACUGGACUCAUGAUUCCGCCGAGCGGCGCCCAAAAUGGAUCUCGCCCCCGUAGGUGUACGAAAGAGUAAAUCCACGUUUAUGAACGUGUGCACCCACGCUCGGGAAGCUGCGUCGAUGAGACAAGACGACAUAGUCUUACAAAACAUCGAGCUCCGUUUAGUCGCCCUGCGGCUGUGCCAAGAGAUGGGUGGCGACGGCGACGUACUGCCUCUGCCUCCUCUCCUCAUCCUCGUUCUCCUCCUGCUGCACCCACGCUCGUGCACAAAUGUAUAGGCUGCCCACCCGCUCUUCACCUGUUAGC
Molecule: messenger RNA, 3663 nt
Organism: Prorocentrum cordatum
Lineage: Eukaryota; Dinophyceae; Prorocentrales; Prorocentraceae
Source: the annotation of a GenBank genome assembly